This is a messenger RNA of Rattus norvegicus (Norway rat), 4103 nucleotides long. The record is from RefSeq and is a predicted model, not a curated record. Lineage: Eukaryota; Metazoa; Chordata; Mammalia; Rodentia; Muridae.
CUUCCCCACCCCCUCCCUUUGUGGGCGUGUGUGUGUGUGUGUGUGUGUGUGUGUGUGUGUGUGUGUGUGUGUGUGUGUGUGCGCGCGCGCGUUUGUGUCUGUGUGAUUUCUCCCUCCUUGUAAGAACACAGCCCGCGCCUGUCCCUGCUGCUGCUGCUCUCUCUGCCACCUCUUUCCUCUCCUUUCUCUUCCCGCUUAGCUCCCUUCCUUCUGGUCCUGCUCCCAUAUGGAGACUAAUCAUCCUGAUCAGCUCUCAGUAGAACAGCCAAAUCCCCCAGGGGAUAGCUCUCCACUCAAUCAAAACGUCCCAGGAAAACAAGAUGUUCAACAGUCCUCAACCUCAGGCCAAGCAGCAGAGCAAGAGGCAAGCCCGCAUCCUGAGAAGGGAGACCACGAUAUCUCUGAAGAGCUGAGCCGACAACUGGAAGACAUUAUAAACAUGUACGGGUCUGCUGCCAGUCCCACAGGAAAAGAGGGCACCUCCGAAACUAAGGAGCAGCCCCAAAACACAGAGGCACCGGACAAUGAGGAUGGCGACUAUGAGGAAACCACUGAAGAGACAGACAGAGAACCCACUGCUCCUGAAGAGCCUGCCACAGUCAAAGGGCCUGUCAGUAAUAAAGAGCAAAAGCUGGAAAAGAAAAUCCUGAAAGGAUUAGGUAAAGAAGCUAACUUGCUCAUGCAAAAUCUAAACAAGCUGCAGGCACCCGAAGAAAAGCUUGAUUUUUUAUUCAAGAAGUAUGCUGAAUUGCUGGAUGAACAUCGCACUGAGCAAAAGAAACUGAAGCUCCUACUGAAACAGCAGGCGCAAACGCAGAGAGAGAAGGACCAGUUGCAGAGUGAGCACAACAGAGCCAUCCUGGCUCGAAGCAAACUCGAGAGUCUGUGUCGGGAGCUACAGAGGCAUAAUAAGACACUGAAGGAAGAGACCCUCCAACGGGCGCGCGAGGAAGAAGAGAAGAGGAAAGAGAUCACGAGUCAUUUUCAGAGUACCCUGACAGAUAUCCAGACCCAGAUAGAACAGCAGAGCGAGCGCAAUAUGAAGCUCUGCCAGGAGAACACAGAGCUCGCAGAAAAACUGAAAAGCAUCAUCGACCAGUACGAGCUCAGAGAGGAGCAUCUGGACAAAAUAUUCAAACACCGAGAACUGCAGCAGAAGCUGGUGGAUGCGAAACUUGAAGAGGCCCAAGAACUGAUGCAGGAAGCAGAAGAGCGGCACAGACGGGAGAAGGAAUAUUUGCUGAACCAGGCAGCAGAGUGGAAACUUCAGGCCAAAGUGCUAAAGGAGCAGGAGACCGUGCUGCAGGCUCAGCUUACUCUCUACUCGGGAAGGUUUGAGGAGUUCCAGAGUACACUGACAAAAAGUAAUGAAGUGUUUGCCACUUUCAAGCAGGAAAUGGAUAAUACGACAAAGAAAAUGAAGAAGCUGGAGAAGGACACGGCCACAUGGAAAGCCCGAUUUGAGAAUUGUAACAAAGCCCUGCUGGACAUGAUCGAAGAGAAAGCCCUGCGAGCUAAGGAAUACGAGUGUUUCGUGAUGAAAAUCCAGAGGCUGGAGAACCUGUGUCGUGCUUUACAAGAAGAGAGAAAGGAACUCUACAAGAAAAUCAGAGACGCAAAAAUGUCCGAAAAGGAAGACCAGGUUCAGCACACCUCUGACGAAGAGCCAGAGUCAAAAGUCUCGGAAGAUAAACAGAUGGAUGUAGAGGCAGCCAACGGCGUUCAAAAUGCUGUGAAAAAUCUGGCCACAGCUUUCGCCAUCCUUCAUCAUCCAGAGUUCACCCCAGACCAAUCAAGGGAAAGACAACCGGCAGUGAAUGGCCCUCCAGGUGGAAGUGACCUCACCCACCAGCAUACCGAACCAGCCCAUUUAAACCAUCCCAACCCUUCCAGUGUUUCAGGGAGUCCUCAGCCCCCUGUGGGUUCUCAGGCUGGUUCUGAGGGGGGCUGUGAGGCUGCUCCUGCCCCUACAGCCUGCUGUACCCCUGCAGAGGCAGAGCUCCAAAGCCAGGGUCUCUCUGCUGGGAACCCCCCAGACCCGAAGCCGCAGAAGCCAGAGGCAAAAGCUUCUGGUCAGGUCCCACUGUCCCCAGCCCAGGGCUCCCUAGCCGUAGUAGAGGCAAAAUGUGAUAUUUCGCCGUCCCCAGAGAGUGAGAGAGAUCCUGCUGUUGUACCUGGGUGUGAGUCUAAGGAACAUCCCCCACCAGAAGUCCCAGACAUCCCGCUAGGCCCUAACACCGGGCUCCCCAGAGAGCCCGACGCCUGUCUGAACGGAGUAGAGUAAGCCUCAUCGAUUCUUCUGUCUGUUCACCUGCAGAAAAUCUGUGAAAGAAACUUCUAGUCCUAGAAAACACAUACACACGUAUUUUCAUACAUGUAUAUAACGUUAUCAUAUAAGCAUAUUUCACUCCUUACAGAUUUUUCUCUAUUGCAAGAUAUUUACAUGCUUGUAAAAAAAUUCUCUCUUUCUUACACUCUGGAUUACAGUAGAUUAAAACUGUAUGAAUCAGAAACAGCACAUGCUGUACACAAGGAGGACCUCAGGACGCCUUUAACAGCAAAGGGGAAACCACAAACAGGUGGUUCUGAUCUGCUAAUGCUUCUGAUUCUCACAGCUAGCUUCCUCCCAGCUUCCCAGCAUCCCACCUCCCGGGAUGAAGCAGCCUCCUCCUGGCUAUCUGUGAGAAAGUGGUUGGAAAUAAAGAAUCUAAGAUUUGAGGGGUUGCGUAUACUCAGCAUAGAGGAAGCUGGCCCUGGCCCCUGCUUCUUUGGCUACUGAUUUCUCAGGAAAACACUUCUUGUUGUCUCUAACCUUGUGUUUUAUCUCAAAGCAUCUAUUUCUUCCGAGUUCCCUCCUUUGUGUCAAUGUGUAUGCCUAGCUCACGUCUCUAUUACUGUUAAGUAAAAUAUAUUUUUCCGAAACAGGAAUCCACACGACCUCUCAAUAGGAGUAAUAAGGCUUACAAAGCCAACACAUUUUCUGCUCUAAGGAGUUUUGAACAGGCAGAAAUACAAAAUUAAAAAGGGGCAGACGAGGACUCCAUAGAUGUCAAAAGCUAGAAGCAAUUGGGAUUACCCAAACAAGUUUUAUACUCGCAUUAUUGACAAAAAAAAAAUCCUCUACUAACACUGACAGCAUACAUUACUCUGCCUAGGCUAAAAGAAGACUAUACUAACAAAACAGGAAGAAGUGGGAAGGAGGGAGACAGAAGGAGUAUAAGGAAUGGACUGUCUAAUCUAACUCUACGUUAAGAAGUUGAACACAGGUAGAAAUAUGGAUGAAGGAAGGCUCUUGAAAACUCAUCCAGGAAGUCAUUCUUCAGUGGUGCAUGGUGGCUGUUUGCCAAUGCACAUAAGGAGCUGGUAGGCAGUAGCCAUAUGUUAAAGGAAUUAUAAAACUGUAUAAAAUUUGUUUGAAGUAGACAGUAAGGGAAAGAACAAAAAUACCAUUUGGGGAAUAAAAAAAAAAAAAAAACCAGGGGAAAAAGCACGUCGUUAUUUGAGAACUCAUGUGUUUUCAGAGGCUUUGCAUAUUAUAACCGCACGGGUAUCCAGCCAAGUUCAACACCACUGGAAAUUAGACAUUCAAUUAACUCAAAGUCAAAUAUUCACUAUACUAAUCCCUUCUCUCUGUUUACAGGAGAAAGGACAGAGUAGGAUCAUCACAGUUAAGUCUCAAUCCAAAAACUCAGGAAGACAAACAGGCAGGAGGCACUGACAUCCAAUAAAUUAGGAAUUCUAAUAUCCAAUGUUUAUUAUUUUCAUCCAAGAGAAUUUCACAGCAACAUAUCACUCAUAACUGUGUGUACCUUUGGCACAGUUUCAUAGGCUAUACCUUCCCUGAAACCUGUAAAGCUUUAAUAUAGGCUUUGGGAGACUUAUUUUAAUAGUCAAAGAAUGUUUUAUUAUAGUACUUUGUGUUCAAACUUGGCCUUACUAAUCAUAACAACUCAUAAGAUCUGAAAGCAGAAAUUACAUCUCUUCUUUAUGAAGUUCAUAUAACUAUUUUUAGAGAUGCCAAAUCUUUCUAGAAACACUGGAAUUAUUGCUUUCUAAAUGUAAUAACAUAAUGUUUAUACCAAUUAAAAAGGCAUUUCUUCCAA